UACGUACGUUUUUUCUCCGUGUCUUGGCAGGUGGCGGCAGGAGCCCGGGAGGUCUCGAUCUUUGGGGCGGCUUCAGAGCUUUUCACAAAGAAAAACAUCAACUGCUCCAUAGAGGAAAGUCUGGAAAGGUUUCGCGAUGUUCUGAGCGCAGCGAAAGAAGCCAGCAUCCCAGUCCGAGGGUAUGUGUCCUGUGUCCUGGGCUGCCCGUAUGAAGGGAAGAUUGCACCUUCGAAAGUUGCAGAGGUGUCCAAGAAAAUGUACGCAAUGGGAUGCUAUGAGAUUUCCCUUGGCGACACCAUCGGCGUUGGAACUCCUGGUGACAUGAAGGAGAUGCUUUCUGCCGUCAUGAAGGAGGUGCCGGUUGAAGCGCUGGCCGUCCAUUGCCACGAUACAUACGGGCAGGCGCUUGCCAACACGCUGGUAGCCCUUCAGAUGGGGGUGAGUGUGGUUGAUUCCUCCGUCGCUGGUCUGGGAGGCUGCCCUUACGCACAAGGUGCCUCCGGAAAUGUGGCCACCGAAGACAUGGUAUACAUGCUUCACGGUCUUGGCAUUCACACGGGCGUGGAGCUACCGAAACUCCUUGAAGCAGGCGCGUUUAUCUGCAAGACACUGAACAGGAGGACAAACUCCAAAGUGGCCCAAGCAUUGUGCAAACUCUGACUUGGAUCCGUGCCUUUAUGGAACUUCUCGGGAGCAGAACUGCACUGGCGAUCAGGAAUCUGCCCCGGUGGCACUUGGUUGCCUGGCUACGUCUAAGCACUCGUCAGCGGCCGCGUGAGUGAACCAGCAAGAAGAUGGAAACCUGGUGGUAUCGCUUUGAGAACGACUGUUUUUUCUCUCUCAUUGGAAACACAAAGGAGCAACGUCAUUCCUGGGCAAGCCGUUCUUAAAUCCUGGUUUCGUCUCUUCCUUGCGCCUGGAGCCUCGAACGCGGUUCUGUCGCUGUGGCGACGGCGUUCUCCGAGGCUUUCUCCGGAAUUUUCUUUUAUUUAAGUUAUGGAGGUUUUGGUGGGUCAUGAGGAAAAGCAAUGGAUUUUUGUAUUUGGUUCCCUACUUUUUAUUGGGGGGGGGGCAGGGAUUCCCAGGCUGCAAAAAUAAAAAAAUAAAAAAACACAAACCAGUUAAAGGCAACACUCUCUAGAU
Molecule: messenger RNA, 1143 nt
Organism: Pogona vitticeps (central bearded dragon)
Lineage: Eukaryota; Metazoa; Chordata; Lepidosauria; Squamata; Agamidae
Source: RefSeq, a predicted model, not a curated record